CUUUGAAGGAACCAUGGAGGAAAAUAGCCUGGGGACACAAAGCGGGGGAUCUCCAAUAUGUGAAGGAUUAUGAGCCUGACCAUGAAGACAUCAAACAGAUCCGGAUCCUUCUGUACGGCCCCGUCGGAGCUGGGAAGUCCAGCUUCAUCAACUCCGUCAGCAGCGUCGUACGAGGCAGAAUGACUACUCCUGCUUUGGCCAGUGCCACCACCUCGGACAAAAGUUUCACCAAAAAAUAUGUAACUCAUAAAAUCAAAAAAGGAAGAGGACAGUCAAAGACAUAUUAUCCUUACGUCUUCAAUGACGUCAUGGGUUUGGAGAAAGGGGACGGAGUUCGUGCUGAAGACAUCAAACUGGCCCUGAGAGGACAUGUGAAGGAGGGCUACAAGUUCAACCCUGCAUCUGCACUCUCUGAAGGUGAUCCUGGGUACAACCCUUGUCCGUCUCCGGAGGACAAAGUCCAUGUUCUGGUUUGUGUGCUUUCUGCUAACGCUGCAGAGUUUACAGACUCAGUUCUGCAGAAGAUGGCGGACAUCAGAGAGUUAGCCAGUGAUAUGGGGAUUCCCCAGAUGGCAAUAGGCACCAACAUCGAUUUAGCCUGUCCUGAAACUGAGAAGGAUCUGAAGAAUGUGUACAAGAGCAAGCACAUCAAGAAAAAGGUGAAUGACUUCAGCGCUGCAGUGGGAAUCCCAGUGAACUGCAUCUUCCCUGUGAAGAACUACAGCGAUGAAAUCGACAUGAAUGAUGACGUUGACAGUCUGAUCCUGAGUGCUCUGAGAAAAAUGAUCGACUUCGGAGACGACUUUAUUGACAAAUAAUUUUGGCAGCAUUCUAUAUUACAGCACGGUAAUAAGAUGUAAUAGUGGGGUUACAGUGUGAUAAUAAACAGGUAAUAUAUAGGUUAUAACAUGUAUCUACAAAGUAAAAACUGGGUAUUAGAUCACAGUAAUAAGAUGUAAUACUGGUGUAAUAAGAAGGUAAAACAUGUAAUAUUUAAUUACCAAUGUAAUAACUAGGAAUGGGUUUGAUAAUAACCAUGUGUAUAUCUGGCAGUGACGUGCGGUGAUGUCAGUGAGAGGCUAGGCACUGAGUUAUGAAAGCCAGAUUACCUAAUUUAUUGUUUAGGCUAAUAAUCAAAACAGUAGGCUAAACGUUAGGCACAAGUGCGGCACACAUGCACGGUCGAUAGCAAGACAUUUCCAAUCAAUCUAUCAAUCAAAAUCAAUCUAAUGUAAUUAUAUAACACUCUACAGCAACCAGCAGGCUACAAAGUGCUUAACAGAAUGAGUAAAAUC
Messenger RNA from Etheostoma spectabile (orangethroat darter), 1295 nucleotides. Its product is annotated as interferon-induced protein 44. Lineage: Eukaryota; Metazoa; Chordata; Actinopteri; Perciformes; Percidae. Gene Ontology annotation, biological process: immune response. The record is from RefSeq and is a predicted model, not a curated record.